Metarhizium acridum CQMa 102 is the source of this 948-nucleotide messenger RNA. RefSeq lists its product as uncharacterized. NCBI's taxonomy places the organism in Eukaryota, Fungi, Ascomycota, Sordariomycetes, Hypocreales, Clavicipitaceae. The record is from RefSeq and is a predicted model, not a curated record. Gene Ontology annotation, molecular function: DNA binding, bending.
AUGCUGACAGCGAUCGGCAGGGCUGCCGCCCGCAGAGUCCUGCUCCCUAGCAAAAUAGCCGCAUCAAAACUUACGACACAACUACCUCAUGGAUCCGUGGCUUACCGCCUCCCCAAGGCCUUGACUCUCCUUGUCGCCGCCCGGCCCUUGACCGUGUCGGCGUGGAUGCGCUCGCCGGCCAAGAUUUCUGGCAGCAAGACCAAGAGAACCGGCACAGCCACGAAGAAGAAGACGACGAAGAAGGCCUCUGCAACCAAGAAAAAGACUAAGAAGGCCGCUGCACCAAAACGACAAACCAAGAAGGUAUUGACUCCUGAGGAGAAAGAAAAGGCGGAUCUGAGGCACCUGAAGAAGAUGGCCUUGUUGAAGGGACCGACCCUGUUACCCGAGUCGGCUUGGGCCGUCUAUGUGACGAACAAUAUUGGUGCUGGGGAGGGUAAAUUGACAGAGAGGAUCAAGGGGAUUUCUAGCAGGUUUGCUGGGCUGUCGGAGUCGGAGAAGGAGGGCCUUAAAUCUACCGCUCAAUCCAACCACGAUGCCAACAAAAACACCCGCCAGCAGUGGGUCGAGGCACACCCCGUGGAGGCUAUCUACAUGGCAAACAUUGCUAGACGCCGCAUUGCCCGCAAGACCAACAAGUCGCGCAUCUACCUAAUUCAUGAUGAGCGCCUGCCCAAGCGUGCUCGCAGUGCCUAUGCGCUGUUCAUCAAGUCUCGCUUCUCCAAGGUCAACAGCCAAUCUGGCAGUAGCACGGUACAGGAUACGUUCCGUGCUAUGAGUGAGGAGUGGCGAUCCAUGUCGGAGUCGGAGAAGCAGCCGUUCAAGGAGGCGGCGGCCUCGGAGAUGGAGAAGUCAGCGGCGCUGUUGAAGGAGUUGAAGGAGAAGGCUAGGGCGUAUUGGAAGGCCCAGGGAGGUGUUGCUAGGCAAGUGCCUUCUGUGAGAGGAUGA